Lepidothrix coronata (blue-crowned manakin) is the source of this 4207-nucleotide messenger RNA. RefSeq names its product nucleobindin 2 (gene NUCB2). The record is from RefSeq and is a predicted model, not a curated record. Gene Ontology annotation, molecular function: calcium ion binding. Bases 130 to 1509 code for a protein of 459 amino acids. The transcript is spliced from 13 exons. Lineage: Eukaryota; Metazoa; Chordata; Aves; Passeriformes; Pipridae. Gene Ontology annotation, cellular component: extracellular exosome; endoplasmic reticulum-Golgi intermediate compartment.
AGCACCGCACCGGCAGCCGCGGCCGCUCGGGGGACACCCGGGCACGCUUCGCCCCUCCGCCCCCGCGCUCAGGAGGCACCUCAGCGUUGAGAAGCAGCGGCUCCUCUCCCGCCGCAGCGGGACCCAAAGAUGAAGUGGCUAUCUGUCCUGCCCCAGCAGUGUCUUUUGCUGAUGACAUGUCUCGUAAUGGCCUUGGAAGCUGUACCUAUAGACAUAGAUAAGACAAAAGUCAAAGGAGAAGGCCAUGUAGAAGGAGAGAAGGUAGAAAAUCCAGUUUUUUUGAAGGAUACAGGACUUUAUUAUGAUGAAUAUCUCAGGCAAGUGAUAGAUGUCUUGGAAACUGAUAAACAUUUCAGGGAGAAACUCCAGACUGCUGACAUAGAGGAAAUAAAGAGCGGAAAGCUAAGCAGAGAGCUUGAUUUAGUAAGCCACCAUGUGAGAACACGGCUGGAUGAACUAAAAAGACAAGAGGUGGCAAGAUUAAGAAUGUUAAUUAAAGCUAAAAUGGAUUCUGUUCAAGACACUGGCAUAGACCAUCAGGCUCUCCUUAAGCAGUUUGAGCACCUGAACCAUCAGAAUCCUGACACCUUCGAACCUAAAGACUUAGAUAUGCUGAUCAAAGCAGCUACAAGUGACCUGGAAAACUAUGAUAAGACCCGCCAUGAGGAGUUUAAGAAAUAUGAGAUGAUGAAAGAACAUGAGAGGAGAGAGUAUUUAAAAACAUUGGAUGAAGAAAAGAGGAAGCGAGAAGAAUCCAAAUUUGAGGAGAUGAAGAAAAAACACGGAGAUCACCCUAAAGUUCACCAUCCUGGAAGCAAAGAUCAACUGAAAGAGGUGUGGGAAGAAGCAGAUGGACUAGAUCCUAAUGAAUUUGACCCCAAAACAUUUUUCAAAUUGCACGAUGUCAAUAAUGAUGGUUUCCUGGAUGAGCAAGAAUUAGAAGCCCUAUUUACUAAAGAGCUAGAAAAAGUUUAUGAUCCCAAGAAUGAAGAGGAUGACAUGGUUGAAAUGGAAGAAGAAAGGCUGAGAAUGAGAGAACAUGUAAUGAAUGAGGUUGACAUCAACAAGGACCGACUAGUGACUUUGGAAGAGUUCCUCAGAGCUACGGAGAAAAAAGAAUUUUUGGAGCCAGACAGCUGGGAGACACUAGAUCAACAGCAGCUCUUCACUGAGGAUGAGCUGAAGGAAUUUGAAAAUCAUAUUUCCCAGCAGGAAGAUGAACUUAGAAAGAAGGCAGAAGAACUUCAGAAACAGAAGGAAGAACUACAGAGGCAGCAUGACCAGCUUCAGGCUCAGAAACAAGAGCUUCAGCAGGUCGUAAAACAGAUGGAACAGAAGAAACUACAGCAAGGAAAUCCUCCUGCAGGACCAGCUGGAGAACUGAAAUUCCAACCCCCUGGGGAACACAAAAUUGGAGAUGCAGCAAAACAUCCGGUAGGAGGUGAUCAGCCUUUACCACCAGGACAUGUCCAAGAACCAGCUGUUAGAACUGAUCAAGUUCACCCUUAACCACUUGUGCCUCAACUUUAUAGCAUCUUUAUUAUUUGGGGUGGGAAAAGGGUGGGAGGGGCUUGGGGUGGGGUGGGCAGGAAAUCAGAAUGAAACAAGAACUCUCUGCUCUCUUCCUCAGACUGUAAAAUCAUGGGAAUGUUAAAGUAUCAGUCAGGUUUGAUUUAUAAAUUAAACUAAUUUUCUCUCCAAUGCAUCAUUGAGAAACACAAGGGGAUCAUCUAGAGGCUAUAAUAGAGGAAGAAAUUAGGGAAACCAUUAAUAUUAAAGAUUUUUAUGGCCAGGGGACUGAGCUGUUGAACUCUGCUCUUACAAAGAGGGAAGAGAUGUCUGCCAUUCUGUGUUUAGGCAUGAAUCAGAAUCUUCUCAGAGAGGAAAGAGGGAACAGGCCUGAAUGUCUAGUUUUAUGUAGAAACUUUCCAGAAUGCUGAAAAGCAAGAGAUAGGGAAACAAAGACCAUAUAUAAAAGGCCUGCUUUUUCCACUGCUACCAAACCCUUUCUUCUUUGAGACCAAAUAAAAAUAAAACCUCUUAAUCACAGAAAAUUUGCACUUUCUAAAAUUUAAACACAGCAAAGAAUUAUGUGGAACAGUGAAUAUUUUUCAUGUUUACAGAAGCCUAAGAAUUUCACUGUAAGCCUUCAAAAGGAAUACUGUACUUGUAGUGCAUUGAUCUGAACCGUCCUCCUUGUUGAGACUAAUUGUGUGUAGCAGUUGAAAGCUCAACUGGCUCUUUGGACAAUACUUUUGUCCCCAUUUCUUUCAUCAGACGCCAGCUGAUCUCAAAAAUUUGCAUGUUAUUAAAUAAGCUUUUUAUGUUGAUGGAAAUAUUGUGCAAAACAGAACAAGACUCAUUGUCUUUUUCUGUACAGAUUAUCCUACCUCCUACAAUAAAACCAGAUUUUUCAAAGUGCACCAUGUGCUUCAGAAAGCUCUUCUCAGACAUGAAUCUGGGACUCGUUAAGGGUCUCACUGUUAACUCUUGUGAGUUUUUCAGCAGUUGGUCUAAGUUUAUGAAGUGUCCUAAACCGGGGUGCUACUUGAUUGUAUUAUUUUGAUAUUGAACCAGGAUAGGUCCCUAGUAUUGCAAGCCAAGAUUUUACAAGACUAAGUUGAUUUUCCUGUCAGUUUUACUAUAAUGCUGAAAAGUUGUGUGUCUGUCCUUGCUUUUCAUUUGUUUCAAACUGAAAGUAUCCUGAAGUGUAAACUCUGUUUGGAUUUCUUUGUUUGCUUGGGUUUUUGUGUGUGGGUUGUUUUUUUUUUUAACAUGGAUUGUUCUGAUUGUAUAAUGCUGGCUUUGAAUGGAUACACACACACCUCAGCUAACAUCCUUUACAUUUCCUUCUUGUUCUGUGGCUAACUGCUGACAGUGGCAUUAAAAGAGGUGUUUGGGUUUUGAGAAAAGAAACAGAAGCACGCCUCUGUUAUGGAAAGAUGUUCUUUUCAGAAUAAGACUUGAAUAUUUUAGGCAAACUCAAAAAAGACAGAAGGCAAAUGCUAACAUUUUGUGUUGACAUUUGGGAAGUUUCUCACUGAAGAACUGUGAUUGAUGGAAGCUAGGCACAUUCCUUCCAUGUUCAAGGCUUCUUUCAUCAGACCUGGGCAUAUUCUUGUGCUCCACACGAUAUAACAGAACUCAGUGUGAGAACAGAUUAGGGUUCCUUAUCUUUUUCAUCUUGUUAGUUGUCAGGUCACAUUUCCUUCAUUUAUACCACUCAAACAGUUGGACUUCUUUUACCUUUUUUUUCAUUCUUUAUGCAAGUAGUUGACAUUUUUAGUUUCCAAAACCACUGUCUCCUCUGUUUGUCACUUCCAUGCAAUUCUAACAACAGUUUGAUUUUGUCUUUGUCAGGAGACUAAAAUACCUUUCAACAGCUUCAUCUGUUUGCAAAGAAGCCCAGACAUAAUAAUGGCUACAUAAAGUUUCGCCAUGCACAGCCCUGGCUUUGAGGUUGUAGCCUGAUAAUGAGUAACAGGGUGAGGAGGGAAACAAAGAGGGAAUUAUUCAAAUGUCAUGGAAAAGGUGAGGGGAAAUUUUGAUAUUGUUCUCCCUAUCCCACAUGAAAGUUUGCAGAGGACAAGUGAUACAGACACAGAUGUUUGUAGAGAAUCAAGGACUGAAACCUUUGGUAUGAAGGCUUUUUUACCAUACAAAUCAUUCCUUCAGGCUGGAUCUGCCUCCUAACAAAUGCCAUUAUAUGAUCAUGAUAUGCUUUGUAAUGUAAUGCUCAAGCUUCAGUUUUGGUGCAACCUCUUAUGUUUUGAUUUUAAGAUCUUCAGUCUGCAGUUGGAGAUUGGCCCCCUUAUCCCAUAUACUUUGAAACAGCCAGAGUUUUGUAAAGAGUUGUUGGAACUUGGGUGCUGAACUUGCGAAGUAGAAAGCUAUAAUUGCGGAUAAAUAAGGGACUGGAAUAUCACUGGCACAAGUGCUUUCACCUGUAUUCUGCUUUUCAUUUAGGAGGUGAUUACAAGAAAGCUGUGUCUAACUUUGUUAUGCAAACACCAGUAUCACCACAAAGAUGCAGAGAUUUGGUUUUGUACUUGGCUGGGAUUUCAGUAGGAGGAUGAAGGGGUAAAAUUUCAUCAAUGUUGUACAAAUUCAUAUCUCCAGUGCAAUAUAUGUAUUAAAAAAAAAAAAGCCCCACUCUGUACUUUGUAUAGAUUAGUUUUUAACUGGAUUAAACUGAAACUCAGCACAG